Messenger RNA from Cinclus cinclus, 1284 nucleotides. RefSeq names its product DET1 and DDB1 associated 1 (gene DDA1). Gene Ontology annotation, cellular component: Cul4-RING E3 ubiquitin ligase complex. Lineage: Eukaryota; Metazoa; Chordata; Aves; Passeriformes; Cinclidae. Gene Ontology annotation, biological process: positive regulation of proteasomal ubiquitin-dependent protein catabolic process. The record is from RefSeq and is a predicted model, not a curated record. Bases 631 to 1167 code for a protein of 178 amino acids. The transcript has 4 exons.
UUUGGGGUUCCGGGGGGUGCCACGGGCUCGGGGUGGGGCUGGAGCACUCCAGUAUGGGUGGGGGGCACCCUAAAGUGGGGCUGAACCAUUUGAUUUAUGUGGGGGUUUUAGGGGGCACCUUAAAAUGGGACUGAACCAUUUGUUUUAUGUGGGGGUUUUAGGGGGAACCCUAAAAUGGGACUGAACCAUUUGUUUUAUGGGCAGGGUUUAGAGGUGCUGGGUGUUCCCCCUUGGAAUAUUUGGAGAGAGUGUUGGAAUAUUUUGGGAUCCCCCUGGGAUUUGGGGGCUUCCCCACCUUCAGUUUUGGGGGUUGGGAUUGGACAGUUCCUCCACCCUCAGGUUUUUUGGGAAUUAAGGAAUUUGGAAUCCCAUCCCCGGGAUGAUUCCUUGGGAAUUUGGGGAUGGGAAUUUCAGGAUUUGAGCUCCUCUGGGAUGAUCCCUUGGGAAUUUUGGGUUGGGAAUUUUUUCCAUGGGCUUGGAUGAGGAACAUUCCCAGAUGUCCCAGGGGUUGGGAAUUGCAGCCUUGGGAUCACCGGGGGAAUUUUACCUGGGAAGUGAAAACUUGGAGCUGCCCAAAUCCUGGGGAUUUUCUGCUCAAUCCUUGGAAGCUGGGGUUGGACACAAAUCCAGAUGGCACAAAUCUGCGGUCUGGCAGCAUUCCCUGCUCCUUGCCUGAGGGCUCUUUUUUUUAUUUUAUUUUUUUUUUUUUGGGAAUUCUGGAUUUUCCAGGCAGAUUUCCUGAAGGGGCUCCCGGUGUACAACAAGAGCAACUUCAGCAGAUUCCAUGCGGAUUCCGUCUGCAAGGCUUCCAACCGCCGGCCCUCGGUGUAUUUGCCCACCAGAGAAUUCCCCUCGGAACAGAUUAUUGUGACAGAGAAGACGAACAUCCUCCUGCGCUACCUCCACCAGCAGUGGGACAAAAAGUGUGGGAACUCCGGGAUUUCAGAACACUGGGAUGUGGGAACGCUGAGAUUUGGGAAUCCCAGUCCGUGGGACCACCAGCAAUCCCCAUCCUGUGAUCCCCUCUGGAAUCCCCUCUGGAAUUGCCAUUCCCAGAAUGCAGCCAAGAAGCGGGACCAGGAGCAGGGUGAGCUGGAGGGGGAGAAUUCAGCCCCACCCCGGAAAAUCGCCCGGACCGGGAGCCAGGACAUGACCGAGGACACUUAAACACACCCCGAAAAAACAAACAAAAUUCGGGAAUUCCCAAAGCUCUUCCCGCUUUUUUUCACCUCCCCUUCUCCCCACUUCCAUUCCCAACCCGCUGGGAAUUCCCAGGAUCCGCCC